GCUAAGGACAUGAUGUUCCCUAUAAAACACCUGUCCCUAUUGCUACUCCUCCAGACCCUCUCUUUCUCCGUCCUGUCUGCCUAUGAGGCCCCUGAAGACAAGGAGGACAUUUUUGCCAGUAGGGCCUGUCCUGCCUUCCUUGUGUUUGACAACGCUGCCUAUUUGGCUGACAUGACCAUAGAACUGCCCUGUCACUGUAAGCCUGAGGAGGCCCACUCUGUGGUGUGGUACUACCAAAAACAGCUGGGCAGCCCAGACACCAGGGCCCUCACUGACUUCCAGGGCACCUCUGUGGUAGACUCAUCCAAAGUGGGCCGGGGAGGGGACCUCCGGAGCAGGUUCUCCAUCCGCCUCUUCAGUCUGCUCAUCUUCAGAGCCCAGAAGGAAGACUCGGGCCACUACCUCUGUGGGACGACCAAGGGUGACUUCUUCUAUGGUUAUGACGUGGACGUCCAAGAGGCUCACAGGGUGUCCUUUCCCUGGAGUCGUGCCCAAAGACGGGGGAGAGCAGCAGCAGCAGUGGCGGCUAGGGCGGCUUCGAGAUCCAACCAGGAUCUUCCACUCUACCAGGUGUUCACCAGCUUCUGGCCGUGGUCCGUGUGCGACCGCUGUGGCAUCCGAGGUGAGCAGACACGCAUAGGGCUCUGCUACGUGAAGACCGACUACCUCCACGUGCGCUACAGGCGGACAUCUCCGACGGUGGCCUCUUGCGGCUCGUCUGCUGUGCCCCAGCGCUUUGGCCUCACCCAGGCCAACCACCAGGGGGCAGAGCUGGGGGUGCGGAGCUGCCAGGUCCCCUGCCCCCCCAGCUUCAUCCCCCAGCCAGAACACCAGGCACUGCUGGAGUUCCUGGGCUACAAUGAGCCAGCAGCGCCAGGAGUCCCUGUCUACUACCACAACCACCCAGUGGACACCCCACUCAUCCUCUCCUGCCCUGGGGCCAAACCUCAGCACGCGGUAGCCUGGGACCAAGGCUCUAGGCCUCUGUACCGAUCCCAGUACAUGGAGGGCCUGAAUGAGACCUCCCAUCUCUUCAUAGACACAGGCCACCACCUGCACUUCAGCCCAGCAACACAGGAGGACAGAGGGUCCUACUACUGCUGGAUCCAGGGGAAGAGGGCUGCUCAGAUCAGGCUGGGGGUGUACUACCGUCUGGGCCGCAAGCGUCUGCUCUCUGACCCUGAGUCUCUCUAUGCCCUGAGGAUUAUUCUCCUCUGCUAUGGGGGGAUGACUGGGGUAUUUGUUUUGAUAGUGCUGUUGAAGUAUACCUGGCGCACAGUAAGACCAAAAGUAGCCAAAUACUAGAGAUGUGCUUGACACUUGA
Coregonus clupeaformis (lake whitefish) is the source of this 1324-nucleotide messenger RNA. RefSeq names its product Ig-like V-type domain-containing protein FAM187A. The record is from RefSeq and is a predicted model, not a curated record. The transcript has a single exon. The coding region runs from base 10 to 1305 and encodes 431 amino acids. NCBI's taxonomy places the organism in Eukaryota, Metazoa, Chordata, Actinopteri, Salmoniformes, Salmonidae.